Molecule: messenger RNA, 3490 nt
Organism: Camelina sativa (false flax)
Lineage: Eukaryota; Viridiplantae; Streptophyta; Magnoliopsida; Brassicales; Brassicaceae
Source: RefSeq, a predicted model, not a curated record
UUUCUCAAAUGUCUUCCGUCUUCCCCCAUUCGUCGUCACAUUAAGCAAUAAGACAUCCCUCGCUGCGCUUCUUCACUCUUCUUCUUCUUUCCAUCGCCAACAAAUAUCUCUCUCUGCUCCUUUCAACAAAUAAAUAAGAAUCUCGACUUUGAAUCCCAUUUUCAUAAUCAGAUCUUCUCCAUAAAAAAAAAAAAAAAAUUUUGAAUGUUGAAAUGUCGUUCAAUCGACAACUUCUCUUCUUCUUCUUCGUUUCUCUUAUCCUCUUCUCCGGCUUCGCAUCCUCUGCAACACUACCCCCAGAAGAAGUCGAAGCUUUAAGAAGCGUAGCGACGGCGUUGAAGAAGACUAAUUGGAAUUUCUCGGUGGAUCCAUGCGACGAAACUUCUUCUGACGGCAAAUGGAGAGAUCUUAAAGCCCCUAAGGGCGAAGAAGACGCCGUUACUUGUAACUGCUCCUCCGGCAUUUGCCACGUCACCCACAUAAUUCUCAAGGGACAAGACCUUCAAGGAUCUCUUCCUACAGAUCUUUCAGGACUUCCUUUCUUGCAAGAGAUUGAUCUGACUAAAAACUAUCUCAACGGUUCCAUUCCUCCCGAAUGGGGAUCCUCAUCACUUGUGAACAUCUCAAUACUUGGGAACCGGAUUACUGGUCCUAUCCCAAAAGAACUUGCAAAUCUUACAAACCUUUUUAGUCUUGUCUUGGAAUACAACCAACUCUCAGGAAAGUUACCACCAGAGCUCGGAAAUCUACCCAACCUUCAAAGACUGUUUCUUAGCUCAAACUACUUGACCGGGGAAAUCCCAAGUUCAUUCGCCAAACUUACUAAUUUGACUGAUUUUCGUAUUAGCGACAACCAGUUCACUGGUACUAUACCAGAUUUCAUCCAGAACUGGAAAGGACUUGAGAAACUGGUUAUUCAAGCAAGUGGUUUAGUUGGACCGAUUCCUAGUGCCAUUGGUCCUCUGGGAACCUUAACAGACUUGAGAAUCAGUGACUUGAGCGGACCUGAAUCUCCAUUUCCUCCCCUACAAAACAUGACAUCGAUAAAGACAUUGAUUCUUCGGAACUGCAACCUUACAGGAGACUUACCUGAGUACCUUGAUCGCAGAACCUUGAAAGUUUUGGAUCUUAGCUUUAACAAACUGAGUGGACCAAUCCCCGAGAAAUAUUCCGCUCUUUCGGAUGUAGAUUACAUAUAUUUUACAAGCAACAUGUUAAACGGGGGAGUACCACCCUGGAUGUUAGACAAAGGAGACACGAUUGAUCUUGCUUACAAUAACUUUUCCAAAGAAACCAACACUGAAUUGUGUCAACAAAAUUCCGUGAAUAUGUUUUCAAGCACAAGCCCUUUAGUGACAAAUUAUUCCUCAAAUGUUUCCUGUCUGAGCAAAUAUGUGUGUCCUAAAACUUUCUACGGCCUUCAUAUAAACUGUGGUGAUAAUGAGAUUACAAGCAAUGGGACCAAAUAUGAUGCUGACACACGGGAUGCACUGGGUUUCGAUAAUAGUGGAAACGGGUGGGUUUCUACCAACACGGGACACUUCUUGGAUGAUGAUCGGACUAACAUUGGAAAAACCAAAUGGUCGAAUGUAUCAGAGCUUAAUAUAACAAAUUCCAGCAUAGAUUCUAGGCUUUAUACGCACGCGCGUCUCUCGGCCAUCUCCCUCACGUACUAUGCAUUGUGUCUGGGAAAAGGAAACUAUACGGUUAAUCUUCAUUUCGCUGAAAUUAUGCUUUAUGAUAAACACUUGUAUAGCAACUUGGGAAGAAGAUUCUUUGACAUAUACGUUCAGGGUAAACUUGUGGCGAAAGAUUUCAAUAUUGUUGAUGAGGCAAAAGGUGUGGGAAAACCUGUGGUUAAGAAAUUUCCUGUCACGAUUACAAAUGGGAAACUGGAAAUAAGAUUGCAGUGGGCUGGGAAAGGAACUCAAGCUAUUCCUGCGAGAGGUGUAUAUGGUCCUCUCAUAUCGGCUGUAUCGGUAGAUCCAGCAGAUUUUAUUCCACCAAAGGAACCUGGCACUGGAUCUGGUGGGGGAAGUUCUGUUGGUACUGUGGUUGGUAGUGUAAUCGCUUCGACCGUAUUUCUUGUGCUUUUAAUCGGAGGUAUAUUAUGGUGGAGAGGCUGCUUAAGACCUAAGAGUCAGAUGGAAAAAGAUUUCAAGAACUUAGAUUUCCAGAUCAGUUCGUUCUCGUUGAGGCAAAUCAAAGUUGCCACGGAUAACUUUGAUCCUGCAAACAAGAUCGGAGAAGGUGGUUUCGGUCCUGUACACAAGGGAACAUUGACUGAUGGAACUGUAAUCGCGGUGAAGCAGCUAUCGGCGAAAUCAAAACAAGGGAAUCGAGAGUUUUUGAACGAGAUUGCUAUGAUUUCUGCUCUGCAGCAUCCACAUUUGGUUAAACUAUAUGGAUGUUGCGUCGAAGGUGACCAGCUCUUGCUAGUUUACGAGUACUUAGAAAACAACAGCCUCGCGCGGGCUCUUUUCGGUCCUCAAGAGACUCAGAUACCACUAAAUUGGCCAAUGAGGCAGAAGAUUUGUGUCGGGAUAGCGAGAGGAUUAGCUUAUCUCCACGAGGAAUCAAGACUCAAGAUCGUACACAGAGACAUCAAAGCCACUAAUGUAUUGCUGGACAAGGAUCUAAAUCCAAAAAUCUCAGAUUUCGGUCUUGCUAAGCUUGAUGAAGAAGAAAACACACACAUCAGCACACGAGUCGCCGGAACAUACGGAUAUAUGGCUCCAGAAUACGCCAUGAGAGGCCAUUUGACAGAUAAAGCCGACGUCUACAGUUUUGGCAUUGUUGCUCUGGAAAUAGUUCAUGGAAAGAGCAACACGAGCUCACGAUCCAAAGCCGAGACCUUCUACCUUCUUGACUGGGUGCACGUUCUAAGGGAGCAAAACAAUCUGGUGGAAGUAAUAGAUCCAAGGCUAGGAACAAGUUACAACAGACAAGAAGCAAUGACGAUGAUUCAGAUAGGGUUGCUCUGCACCAGUCCAGCUCCGGCUGAUAGACCUUCGAUGUCGACAGUGGUGAGUAUGCUUGAAGGCCAUUCAACGGUGAAUGUUGAGAAGCUUCUUGAAGCUUCGUUCAACAAAGGAAGUGAAAAAGACGAAGAGAGCGUGAGAGCGAUGAAGAGGCAUUACGCCAUGAUAGGCGAGGAGGAGAUAACGAACACGACAACCACCGACGGACCUUUCACGUCGUCUUCUACGUCAACCGCAAACGCCAGUGAUCUUUACCCUGUGAAGCUUGAUUCUGCUUACUGGAACACCAGAACUUAGUUAUGGGGGUUCUGUUUUUGUCACAAAAUGAAAAGAAAAUUAUGGAGUAAGUUAUUAUGACGUUUUCGUAUUUUGCUUUUGUAAAGUGUUUUUUUUUAUGAUAAUUAUUUUAUCUACGACGAUCAGAAGAUUACGUUACAUGAAACUGAAAGCGAGGCUGUUUAUUUAUCUUAAGAGAAUCGAAAGGUCCUAAAACACUUUAGAUGAGAUAA